AAUCAACAAGUGGUUUGUAACAUCUUUGAAAUUAAUUCUUAAUCAAUUAACAGACAUUAAUUAAUAAACCGGCAUAAAUUAAUACUUAAUUGAUUAAUUAACGGGCAUACAGUGUGUUUUAUAUUCCAUUACAAUAAUGUCUGAAGAAACGACUUGCUUUAUGCACGUGCAGGAAAUUAAAACAGAACCACCAGAAUAUUUAGAAGAAAACAUUAAACGUGAAAUUGAGGAAGAGUCUGGUAGUCUUGAUGGCGUUAUUAAAUCUGAACUGUCACCAGAAUAUUCAGUAAAUGAUAUUAAACUUGAAAUUGAGGAUCAAUUUGAUAGUCUUGAUGGUAUUGUUAAGUCUGAAUCGUGUUCUGGGGAUGAUGACGACACGUGUCUGGAAAGAUUCAUGAAGACCGAGGUAGAAAUUGAACAAGAAAUAAAACAAGAGCUAAUUCAGAUGCCCUCUUAUAAAUGCUACAUUUGUAAUACAUCGUUUAAAAGUUUAUACUAUUUAAAUAAGCAUACAACACUUCAUAGUCUUAAAUGUACAUAUUGCCCACAGACUUUUCGGCAUUCAGGUCAUUUACAAAGGCACAUCAGAAAUCAUAUUGAUGAAAAAUCUUCAGCAUUCUCUACAAAACAAAAGUUACAAUGGCACGUUAGUUGCCAUAACGGUACAGACCAAUUCCAAUGUGAUAUUUGCGGUAAGACAUACAAGAUAAUAGCCCAUAUGAAAAGACAUAUGUUCACUCAUGAAGAAGAACCUUGUAAAUGUAAAAUAUGUGGUAAGGUCUUAAGUCAACCACGUAAUUUGAAAGCACAUAUGUAUAUUCAUAACGGAGAAAGUCCUUAUGAAUGUAAAUUAUGCAAAAAGACUUUUACACUGCCAGAUAGUUUGACAAGACACAUGAUUAUUCACACUGGAGAACAAUCUCAUCAAUCAUAUAAAUGUGAAAUAUGCAAUAAAACAUAUUCUCAUCCAAGUAGCUUAGCAAAACACAAGCUUAAUCAUACCGGGAAACGCCCCCAUGAAUGUCUAAUAUGCAAUAAGACAUUCACACGGAGAGAUUGUUUGAAUAAUCACCUGCUCAUUCAUUCCGGGGAACGACCUCAUGAAUGUAAGAUAUGUAAGAGGACAUUUGCACGAAGGGAUUGUCUGAAAUUGCACGAAGCCACUCACAUCAGAAAGUAA
Molecule: messenger RNA, 1180 nt
Organism: Ctenocephalides felis (cat flea)
Lineage: Eukaryota; Metazoa; Arthropoda; Insecta; Siphonaptera; Pulicidae
Product: zinc finger protein 525-like
Exons: 1
Coding region: 137-1180 (347 amino acids)
Cellular component (GO): nucleus
Source: RefSeq, a predicted model, not a curated record